AUGGACAGUAGUCAAUCUGAAGAUAUAUGGUGUCGCAGUACCGCUCGAGCAUUGGAUAUUUUCAAUCGACGUGGUUCACUUCUUGCUGUCGCACUUGGUGGGGUUAACAGUGAAGCAAUUGCAUCGUUACCUACUUAUAAUUCAUCAAAAAUUACCAUAUCUGCUCCUAAUUCAUCCAAUUAUCAAAAUGUUAGUAACGGCAACAGUGGUCGUAGUGGUAUCUCAACGAUGACAUCCUGCCCUACACAUGGCCUUGCAACAACAUCAGCAUUAACGCCUUCCGGUUCUAUUCAGACUAAUGUGUCGUUAUCACAGUUUGAUUCUCAUCCUACUUAUGAUUCCGAUAGUAGUUCACAAAUUGCUCCCGAACGUAUAAGCGAAUGGCGACCAUGCUUUCCACGUCUCUGUGCUCACCAUGAUUGUGUAAGCUUAGCAUCAGCUUGGGGUCUUGGUCCACCAACAACAUCUCUCGAGCCUCGUCCAACUGGAGCAUCCCAGGCUCAGAGUCCAUGUGAAGAUGACAUGGGUGAUGGUAAAUCUAAUGAUUUAUUGGCAAAUUGUCCAGCUUUCAGAAAUGAAUUAGGUGGUGAACCAAUUCGUCGCCUAGCUCUUUCACGUCGCUUUAAUGCUGUUUCAACUGAUGAAUUGAGAAGAAAUCGGAAUGAAACAUGGCAACGAGAACAUACAGCAUCUGAAAUCGGUAUUCUGGAAGAUGUUAGCAAUGUUUACCUUGGUGGCAGAUUAUGCGCAGCACGUCAACAAAAAGUUGUCAUUGAACCUCAGGAUAUUGGCGCUUACUAUUAUCGACAUUGUUUUCUUGGACGUCCUCAUUGGAAUUUUUUUGGUACUGAUGAAACAUACGGUCCAAUUGCUGUUUCGGUAGUUCGUGAACGUAUUGAAAGCGGUGUUCAGAAUGUUACCAUUUAUCGGAUGAUUAUUCGGCUUAGUGAUCUUUGUACGCUACGAGUUGCAAUACCGGAAGAAGUUAUUUCGGAAAAUAAUGCUGAUCAAAAAAAUACUCGAUCACUGAUAAAAGAAUUAUUGGAAAUUGCUUGUCCACAAAUACACUACGGAAUUCUUCGUCCAGUUAAUCCAUCGUGUACACGAGUGGAAGAUUUUCUUGUGAAAAUUGAUGAACAGCCAAUUUAUACGCGAUAUAAAGUUGGCGUAAUGUAUUGCGGUGUUAGUCAAUCCACUGAAGAGCAAAUGUAUAAUAAUGAAAAUGGAUCUCCUGCUUUCGAGGAAUUUUUAGACUUUCUUGGGCAACGUGUACGGCUGAAAGGUUUUGAUCAAUAUAAGGGUGGUCUUGACGUACGUGGUGAUACAACGGGUACACAUUCGAUAUAUGUCAAAUAUCAGGCACACGAAAUAAUGUUCCAUGUAUCAACACUUCUUCCUUUUACUCCAAGUAACAAACAACAGUUAGCUCGAAAAAGACAUAUUGGUAAUGAUAUGGUUACUGUAAUAUUUCAAGAACCUGGUGCUCUUCCUUUCAGUCCAAUUACUGUUCGUUCACAUUUCCAACAUGUUUUCAUUAUUGUACGAGCUAAUAAUCCAUGCACUGAUGACGUAACUUAUAGUAUUGCUGUGUCGCGAGCAAAAGAUGUUCCAGCAUUUGGACCUGCUGUACCCCAAGGAGCAACAUUUCCAAAAUCCUCCGAAUUUCAUGAUUUUUUCAUUACAAAAAUAAUAAAUGCUGAAAAUGCGGUGCAUCGUUCGAAAAAAUUCGCAGCAAUGGCAGCACGUACACGUCGCGAAGCAUUGAAAGAAGUCGCAGAAAAUUUUGCCUCAGCUCAUCCAAAUGAUGGACCUGCAAAAAUUGCAAGUCGAUUUUUGGUUGGAUCAGUGAAACGAAAAGAGCGCUCAUUACCACGGCCAGUUUUAAGUGAAUCAUUACAUGGAGCACUUUCAUGGCUUGUUGAAGUUCAUGAUCAUUCACAGAAUCAAUCGAUCACAUGUGUUCUUGGUUUAUCCAGUGAAACUUUGGCUAUUUUAGAAAUGCCAAGUGGUGAAGUUAUUUGUGCGAUACCCACACAUUCUAUCAUUGGUUGGGCUAAUAUGGAUUCAGGAUUGAAAAUUUACUUUGAUCAUGGCGAUAUGCUACUUUUGAGGUGUUGUACAGCUGAUAAUAGUGAUCGAGAAUUAACUGCAUUGAUACGACGUUUGGAAUGUGUUACGAAAGGUGAUGAAGCUAAGGAAGUAUUACAUCGACGUGUACGUGCUUCCGAUAGUUUGGGCUUUCAUGUACAAGAAGAAGGUGUUGUUACCGAUGUGGAAAUGUAUCAUACAGCAUGGCGCUGUGGCCUUCGACAAGGAUCACGUGUUGUUGAGAUUGAAGGUAAACCAAUUGUUACAAUGAGUUAUAAUGAAAUUUGUGAUCUAUUGGCACACCGUACCGCACUUCGAUUAAUUAUGAUUUCACCAGCAUCAGAUGGUUCACCUCGUAGAGGUUGUGCUGAUCCACAUUGUCCUGCCGUAAGCGGUGAUGAGCGAUUGCUACUUAUGCCUGAUACAUUUGCAAAACGAAACAUGAGCUAUCUUAGUAGCUUCAAAACUGAACAACUUCGUACAUUCAAUCAUUGGGAUAAAAAUAGAAAGCAAUCAAAUAGUUUUGAAGAUGAAUCAGUUGCAAAGAAUAGGCAUGGUGCUAUGAGAAAUCUUGCACCCUAUGAAAGGCUUAGUUAUAUACGCUGUGAAAGACCUGCAAAGACUGAGCUUGUCAAAUGGAAAACGUUGAGUAAUUGCCUGUAUGAAUCCAUUUAUAAAGUACAGGGCCGAAUGUUGCGUGUCCGUUCUGAAGAUUCAUUAGUUUCAUCCAUAGAAAAUAGCUAUAAUACCUAUUCGAAAUCCAAAAGCGAUGCUUAUGAUCGUAGUAUCAAUCUUAUAUCGAAAACAGAGGAAUCUAGAAAAUUAGCUGCAAAAAACAAUGCUGAAUUGGAAAACAGUAAAAUACAGUUGCAAAAAACAUUGCGGGAAAAACAGGCUUUAGAAGCUAUGGUUUCACGUUUGAAAGAAGAGCUUACAAAAGAGCGACGCGCACAUGAAAUGACGAAACUUGAAUUGCAAAAAUUGCAAAAAUAUUUUGAAAUGCUACCAAAUGUGUCGCUAUAA
Molecule: messenger RNA, 3111 nt
Organism: Acanthocheilonema viteae
Lineage: Eukaryota; Metazoa; Nematoda; Chromadorea; Rhabditida; Onchocercidae
Source: the annotation of a GenBank genome assembly